Molecule: messenger RNA, 1183 nt
Organism: Athene cunicularia (burrowing owl)
Lineage: Eukaryota; Metazoa; Chordata; Aves; Strigiformes; Strigidae
Exons: 8
Coding region: 74-772 (232 amino acids)
Source: RefSeq, a predicted model, not a curated record
UGUUGUGUCCCAACAGCAUCCUGAGCUGCUCCACUGCGAGUGCGUGGCGGUGACCUGGUAUGGGAGAACGAGGAUGAGACACCUCCUGCUUUUCCAAGAUGCCCUUGCUAUUGACAAGCGCAGACUUGGCACCAGAUUCUGGCUACAGCACAGGGUGUGUCUCAGCGAGCUGUGGGUGCUGUACAGUGAGAAGCCAGCGUGUGGGUGUGAAGAGGAAGAGACAGCAUUGGGCCUGGAAUGCUGCAACACCCUCAUCCUCAUCUGGCCCAGCUGCUUCUGCGUGGUCACUUUCAUAUCCCAAGAGAGGAAAGAGUUCUGGCUGGACGCCAUCCUCAGGCAAAGGAGCAGAGCCCAGGAAAUGCAGGUGACCCCACUGCCCUCGACUGGUCUACUUGUGAAAGUCUUGGGCCUCAGUGGAUCUCCAGUGAUGUUAACUGCCCCGACCGUCAAGGCUUUGGUUCAGUGCCAGGCAAAAAGUAUCCCACAUCACUGUCCUCAGACUCCAAGGCACGAAGAAGACCUCAGGAGAGCCCUGGAUGAGGAGCAAGCGCAGGAGCUGAUGGAGCCAAAAGCACCUGAGCCUGAGGAGGGCAGAGCACAUGCUGCUGUGCAGACAGACUUGUGUUCUGAUGAGCCUGGGGACCACGGAACAAAGGUGGACAUGGUGUGCCAGGCAGACGUCCACCUUGAGCAACAACCCUCUUUGCUCUGCAGCCUGGCAGAAGAAGGAGGAGCCGUGGCCAGGCAAGCUGAAGGAGGAGAGUCCCAAUAAAGCCACGUGUCUGGAGAUCAGGGCAUGCUGAGGAAGCAGGAAAGGCUUAGUCUGGCCAGUCACAAGACACUUGCCUUUCAGAUUUACCAAAAAGUCAGUCCCUCGAGGAGGAAGUUCCCCUCCAGCCUAUGGGGGUUUUGCUGCUGCCCAGGCUGAAUGCACACCUGCUCUCCAGCACUUCCUCCUGUGAAUGCUUUUUGCAGAAGUAGAGGCUGGAGGGACCAGAUGCUGCAUAGACUCAUGUCCUCAGUCGUUGCGGUGUUUGAGUCGUUCUUCCAGGUCAGAGAAGUAGCAGCUGAAGUCUGAAUGUUUGACAGGUGGCACUGUCUUGGCAGGAACCAUGCGAAGGCCGGCACACACCACCACUGCAGGCCCAGGAGGAGCCCUCCACGGCAGUGUCACCGUGGACAU